AGGGGGUCAAAAAUUGUAACGAUCUACUGAGGCGAAAAAACGGGACAUCUGAUCGCCGAUAUAAGUCUACCUGUGCAAUCAUCAGCCUCAAUCAAUGUCAGUCAUGCCAAAUCAAAAGGCCUUUGCCGUAGGUUCCAAAGCUCCCACCUUAGAAAAUGGAGUCCUUCGAGUGUACAGCAUGAGGUUCUGUCCAUUUGCUCAAAGAUCACUCCUGGUGCUGGCUCACAAGAAUAUACCGCACGAAGUCGUUAACAUAAAUCUGAAGAGCAAACCAGAAUGGUUCCUCCAGAAGAAUCCUCUCGGCAAAGUGCCCGUCCUGGAACAAGAUGAUAAGAUCGUGUACGAGUCCCUCAUCUGUUGUGACUACCUGGAUCAGGUGUAUCCCCAAAACAAACUGACCCCUGAGGACCCUUACCGCCAGGCUCAGGAUAAAAUGCUUGUUGAACAUUUCUCUCAGAUGAUGACAGAUUUCUAUAAAGUCCGCCAAGGUCCCCCUGCAGAAAUGCCCGCUGGCUUGGAAAAGUUUCGUAAACAAAUGUUCAGAUUUGAAACAGAAAUACAAAAAAGGGGAGAUUACUUUGGAGGUGAUAAAGUACAGAUGAUAGACUUAAUGAUUUGGCCCUGGUUUGAGAGAAUGUUGGUCAUGGAGAAAAUGCUUUCUCAAGCCAUCUUGUCGGACGGAUCUUUGCCAAAAUUGAUGGCAUGGACGACUCGGAUGUCGGAAUGUUUAGCCGUCAAACAAUGCCGUAGGCCUGUUGAACAACAUUUAGAAUUUUUCAAAACUUCAAAAAUGGGCGUCCCAAACUAUGACAUAGGUUUGGAAGAGUGAAAUCAGCAGAAUUACAAAAAUUACUUUAUAUAGAUAAAUGCUGACAUUUUGAAGUCCUUCAUUCCUUUCUCAUUUCAAUAUCCUGUAAAUAGACAAUUAUGUUAAAUACUGUACUAGUAUGUUUUUCCUCUGUAUUAUAUUGUAAACUAGAGGUACUGUGAGCAAUGAGCUCACUAAAUGAAUA
Messenger RNA from Saccostrea cuccullata (small rock oyster), 1013 nucleotides. Its product is annotated as pyrimidodiazepine synthase-like. Lineage: Eukaryota; Metazoa; Mollusca; Bivalvia; Ostreida; Ostreidae. Gene Ontology annotation, cellular component: cytoplasm. Gene Ontology annotation, molecular function: glutathione dehydrogenase (ascorbate) activity; glutathione transferase activity. Gene Ontology annotation, biological process: glutathione metabolic process. The record is from RefSeq and is a predicted model, not a curated record. The transcript is spliced from 5 exons. The coding region runs from base 95 to 829 and encodes 244 amino acids.